Messenger RNA from Perca flavescens (yellow perch), 6902 nucleotides. RefSeq names its product gigaxonin (gene gan). Gene Ontology annotation, biological process: cytoskeleton organization. The record is from RefSeq and is a predicted model, not a curated record. NCBI's taxonomy places the organism in Eukaryota, Metazoa, Chordata, Actinopteri, Perciformes, Percidae. Gene Ontology annotation, molecular function: protein binding. The coding region runs from base 276 to 2153 and encodes 625 amino acids. The transcript is spliced from 13 exons.
GGAAUUCUACAAGUAACACAGCUGUGACAAUAAAAGGCGUGUUCUUUCUUACCCAGCUUGUUUAAAGAUAUAUGUAACUAAUCGGUUAUAGUUGGCCUUAGAACGGCAUCUUAUGUGAAUAUGUUUGUUUAUCGUUAAUAUUAGAUCUAUAGCUCAUAUAAUUAUAAACAGGAGUAACGUAUUGACCACAUUUCCUUUGACCAUGAAUGCAGCAUAAUACAUGUCUUCACGUCCAUUUACAACAUUCUCGCCUGGAGUGAUUCAUGUUGUCUUAAAUGCAGGAAGGUGAAGUCAGUGCACAUAAGAAAAGAAAAGCGCAUUUCGUUGUCCUAAGCCUGGACAUGCCCGAUUCUGUAUCGACUGAAACCGGUUCUAAGGUUUCGGACCCCCAACAUUCUCAGAAACUGCUCCGGGUCCUUCGCACCUUCUGGCAGGAGAAAAGUUUCCACGAUGCGCUGCUGGUGGUUGAUGGAGAGGAGCUUCCUGUCCAGAAAAACAUCCUGGCUGCUGCCAGCCCUUAUAUCAGGACCAAGCUGAACUACAAUCCCCCAAAGGAUGAUGGGUCUACAUACAGAAUCGAGCUGCAGGGCGUCUCCAUGGCCAUCAUGAAACAGAUCCUGGACUAUAUCUUCAGUGGUGAAAUCACUUUGAGUGAAGAGACCAUCCAGGACAUGGUGCAGGCGUCAGACAUGCUCCUCAUGUCCGACCUCAAGUCCCUGUGCUGCCAGUUCUUAGAGAGCUGCAUCACCGCAGAGAACUGCAUCGGCAUCCGCCUCUUCUCUCUGCACUACUGCCUCUACCACGUCCACUACGCCGCCACCGAGUUCCUGCAGACACAUUUUAGCGACGUGGCGCGCACUGAGGAGUUUAGGGAGUUGCCCCCGGACCGGCUCUGCGAGCUGCUGGCCAUGGAGAAGCUGAACGUGGGCAACGAAAAGCACGUGCUGGAGGCGGUGGUGCGAUGGUUCGCACAUGACUCCGAGGAUCGCAGGGUACACAUGAAGGAAGUGAUGUCUGCAGUGUGGCUGCAGGGCCUGGAUGUGAGCUACCUGAGAGAGCAGGCCAUGGGAGAGCCGCUGAUGAGGGAGGUGAUCAGAGAGUACUGUCAGCAGGUGCUGGUGGACGGUCAGCUGCAGGGGGAGGCUCUGCUCGCUGCCUUCAAACCCCGAGGCUACUCCGAGUGUAUUGUUAUCGCCGGAGGAGAGGAUCGCAAAAGCAGGAAGCCAACCGCUGUGACGCGCUGCAUGUGUCCGCUCUACGACGCCAACAGACAGGCCUGGAUCGAGCUGCAGCCAAUGAGUGUCGCCCGCCUCGGCCACGGCGUGGUCGCUGCCGAGGGUUUUCUGUUUGUGAUGGGCGGUACAGAUGAACACAACACGGUCCUAGACAGUGGAGAGAAAUAUGACCCUGACUCCAACACCUGGAGCCCCAUACCCGCAAUGCUACAGCCUCGUCAGAACUUUGGGGUGGUGGAGCUGGACGGUCUGAUCUACGUUCUCGGAGGAGAGAACAAAGAAACCGAGCUGAUAACCGUUGAAGUGUUUGACCCUCACUUCAAUACCUGGAGAAUGCAGACCAGUAUGACUAUGAUCCGCAAGGUCGGCUGCUAUGCCUCCAUGAAUAAGAAGAUCUAUGCUAUAGGUGGGGGCUCCUACGGGAAGCUCUUUGACUCUGUUGAAUGCUUUGACCCCAAAACCCUGCAGUGGACAGGCCUCUGUCCUCUGAAAGAGAGAAGGUUUGGGUCUGUGGCAUGUGGCGUCGGCCAGGAGCUCUAUGUGUUCGGGGGAGUUAGAAGCAAGGAGCAAGACAACCCCGAGCAAAGACAGAUGAUGACCUGCCAGUCUGAGUUCUACCAUGACGACAUGAGGAGGUGGAUGUUCCUGGAUGACCAGUCCUUGUGUAUCCAGACCAGCUCAUCCUUCGUUUACGGUGCGGUGCCCAUCGGAGCCAGCAUUUACGUUGUGGGAGACCUAGACACAGGAACAAGCUUCGACUACAUCCGGGAGUUUCGCCGCAGCACUGGGACGUGGCAACGCACCAAGCCUAUGUUACCCACCGACCUCUCCAAAACGGCCUGCGCCGCCCUACGCAUCGCCAACUGUCGGCUGUUCCGCCUUCAGUUGAGCCAGGGCAUGUUCCGAAUCCGAGUCUGAGUUCAGGACGCCAGGCAGUGGCCCACUGUCGGCUCCAUACUCUACUUUUUUGCACACUGGUGCUUUCUACCUGCUGUAGGUCUGGGUUUAGGGAUUUAAUGAACACUAAAGUAUUAUAGGCGCUAGAUAUUGAGAAUUGUGACCCUCCGUUUAGGGAUUUAUACUCCACUUAGACUUGACGGGACAAAGGUUCAUUCAAACACGUUUUUAACACUUUAGGUUUUAUGGCAUUUUUUAUAAACCCUAUAUAUGUUUUUCUUUUUAACAUGGGGUUUGAUUAUUUUUUUGCUUUUUAUUCAAAUGGACAAUCCUCAUUUGUGAUGUUUACUGGUGAUCUGUUGCUUGGUGAGGGAUUUAAACUGUAAACAAGACUUGAUAAAUUAACAAACCCAUUAUUAGAUAUUGGAUUAUGGUUGAGAUUUUAAAAGCACCUCCGUGCAAUUAGUAUUUUAGUGUCUGGUGGUGUAUUGUUCAUCUUUCUGGCCAAUCGAAGACAAGACAAUCAUUUGCUACAGCGGCAGUGGAGGUUAAGGGUUGGAAAUCUUCUAGACUUUGUGUCAGUCCCCUAGAAUCAGAGAGCAAUGGAGUCUUCUGCACAAUAACAAUGAUCCUGUGCAAGUUGGCUCCAAUAAAAACUUGCUGGCAAUCUAUGUCAGACCAUACAGUAUCAACUUUGGAACUUGUCAGGCUGUUCAAAUUGUAGUGCUACAAAGUAAAUAGAAAAGAAAUAUGCAAGCAGCCAAACGUUAUUAACUCCCGCCAUCCAUCUGUGACUCUUUUAAUUAUUGCAUUGCAUUGGAUUGGAUGGUUAUUGACGUGGGUUGCUGGAGCUGGCGCAUGGAACUCUUUCAGAAUUUUCAUACCGAAUUUUGAGACUCCCAAGAAAAAUGACGGCAUCGACAAAUGCCCCAAAAACUACAUCUGGUUACGUCCAAAUGACAAAGCCCUCUAGGGGAAUGAUGUCUGUUGUCCAUCGACAGCAAAGGGGGAGCUACCGUGAGGUUUUCAUAGAGCCAUAAAAGGAGGAGGUGUCGGGGAUGGAUGGGUCAACAAAAAGUCUGACUUGAAAGCAUGGGAGACUGUUAAGCCGCCUACACUUGCUAAGUGAUUUGCUCUCUGAAUUCAGGCAGAUUCAAGUCCUGAUCAUCCUGUCAUCCUGUUGUAACAACCGCCUCGCUCUACAUUAUCCCGUACAUAUUGAAUUAUUGCACAGCCCUACACUGGCCUUAACAAAUUAAUCAUGUUAACCCAAAUCCAUAUCUUUCAGAGCGUCAAAUAAAAAAUGGGUGUUGGAAGGCACAAACAAACAAUGUCCUGCUGAUAGUGGCGUCGGAUCAGAAACCGUCUAUAUGUGUUGCUCACAAACCACUUAUAUAAUGUUGUUGAAUUUGGAGGACUUGUUGGCUGUCUUUGGUCACCAGAGCAUUAAAUCGUCCUACAAUGUUUCACCACAUUCCUCUCAUAAUUCUCAGUUUUGUCCUGGAAAGUGCCAAAUCACACAGUGUAGCCUCGCUUUGCCAGACCUUCCUCCACAGCGCUGCGGAGGAGGGUCUGGCUAGUCCACAAAGCAUUCUGGGAUGGCGGGAUGAGGAUCUGAGAGUGGAUUUUCCUUUGAAAUCAUGAGUCACCGAGACAGUGAAAUACAAUAAUAACACUUGCAGCAUCUCCUUCACUGCGAACACUCGUGGACAGAUGACUUCUACAUUUUCACACUAACUGAAUGUUUGCACAUUGGAGCACAAGUGCUUUACUUGAUAAUCAUUUAUUUAUUAUUUUUUUGUAUUGUUGACCAAGCCGUCUGGGGCCUAGCCUGUUCAGAAAUAGACGUUGCUGCGAGUGACACUUUCGUGACCUCUGACCUGGCUUUCCAGUCAGUACAGUUUUGGCAUCCCUUGACCCCAUUUGUUCUGUGUGAGUUACAGCUGUUGCUGUCUGUCCUCAGCUCAGGGACAGCACAUAGAAAGUAGACACACACUCAGUGGAGCGUGCUCAUAGAGUGUUGAUUAAAAACACACGUCUCAUGGUAUCAGAAAGGCUAUACACCUCACACACAUUCCACACACGGCACUUCCAGGGUUAAAACUCAGCUCUGACCAAUAAAUUAAAAAUCCAUAAACUGGGUAGAAUGUAAACAAUAUUGUCACAAAAAUGUGAGAUGAUGAUAAUAAUAUACAAUUUAAACAAAUACUUAUAUAUUCAUGUGUUCUUGUGUGAAAGACGUGAGAAAUGAGUGUACUACCACCUCUAUAAUAAUCCUAUAAGCAUAUUCUUUUUAUUUUUUUAAACGCAAAUUUGGAUCCAAAGCUAAACAAACCCCAGCACCAACAUUUAAAACAUGGUGUUUAGAACUCUCAAAGUGAGAGAAGGUAUCCUGUUGCACCAGCAGAACCUACAAGGCUACAUUUACACUGCUACGUUUUGGUUUAAAACCCAAUGUCUUCUGCUACGUUUCCUCCUCUCAUUCCCCCUGCUCUGGUGUUUCCGAGCCCCUAAACCGGAGACAUUAGGAAACUCUUCUGACCCAUUUUGGUUUGGAAUCUGCGGGGUUGUGUUACAGUUUCAACGGCCAAAACGGAGACCUUUGGCAACAGCGACACUGACGCCAACGUUUUGCUGCCUGAUUGGGUCACGACAGCUCGUUCUCUGAGACUAAAGCUACUAACAUCAGCAUGGCAACUAUCAGCAACAGGAGGAGUCUCCACGCUGCCUCCUGUUUAUGUCCAGUAUACCAGAAUGAUGAUGAGAUAUUUUGGUUUGGGCGUGUUAGUUUAAACAGAGAUUAGUUCAAAUACUGGAGAUAAAACCACUUCUGUGCACGGAGUUCGCUUUAGUCUGAAAACUUUGCUUAAAGGUGCCCUGCCACACGUAUUUCAUGACUUUGUGGUAAUGUCUGAAGUUCUACCAUGGACUCUGUAACAUUUUUUUUGUGAAAAAAAUGCCUUGGUUACCUUGUUUCAAGGCAUUCUAGCGUGGUAUAGAAAGCCUGCAGCUUGAAUAGUAAUGAGCUCAGGCAAUAUGAUGUCAGACUGACCAGCUUUUGUGAUUGACAAAAGAGAUUGAAGAGAUUUAAAAAAAAAUGCAAGUAAAAAACGGUUUUGUAUGGCAGGGCACCUUUUAAAAAAAAACAAAUGUAGCAAUGUAAAUGUAGCCUUAAGUUUAGUCAUUUUUAACGGAUACAUUUUAACUACUUAGUUUUCCCCAAAACCGCCACUUCAUUCAGGCGCACCAUUUCCACUUGGUCUACAACUGCACUAAGUCAACCAUGAUCAAAAUAUUGUUGUGCAGAGUGAAAUUCCAUCCUGUGCAUUAUUCAGCAAUUAUUUAUUAGACAGCCACUGCUAACUAGUCAAUUAAAAUAGAGAAUGCAAUUUUGUUAAUUUGAACUGGCCAACAUAUGAUAAUCCACCUGUUUGUCAGCCUAACAUCACCUCAUCAGCAGGCCCACGCGGAAUCUGAGGCUGUAGAACUCCUACACCUCUGCCGAUUUUAAACUGUUUUUAACAAAAUAUAUAGAAGAUUCAGAAUGUUAAUACAUCUCCACCCCGAGAACAUAAAAAAAACCUUCCACUAAAUUCUGCAUAUUUUCAUUCUAAAGCCCAUGUUCUUCUAUGUAUUCAUUAUUAUUUUUCCGUACCCUUUUUUUGCACAUUAACUCCGGCCACAUUUUUCAACAUAGAAACUUCAUUCAUCAUCAAAACGUUCAGCACCAUUAGGACAUUCUUGCUUUUAUUCAAAUUUUCCAUAACUAUGAUAAUUUCCAAAACAUUCAACGUUUUCUGAGACACUUCCCAUUCAAGUGAAUCAAUGGAAUUUUAAAAGUUGAGACAAAUUCAUAAAUUUUCAACUGCUAUCUAAUAAUUCAUACAUGCACCGAGAGAAACGCACUUUAAAAAUGUUCCACGUCUUUCAUACAUUCUGGGUAGCGUUGGCCUUUCAACAUACAGCAUUCACACCGCAAUUCCUUCAGAAAAUGCAUUCUCUAGUUACUUCUGUUGUGCUUUGAUGUUCUUUUAUUUGACUUUUGAACUAAUGACACUUGGUGUAACCUAUUUUUACUAAUUCAUAGUGUAACACCCACACUAUAUUCAAACCUAAGCUAUCAACUUACAGCUGGUGCAACAGGCUGCAGGUCUUUUAACACACAGAUUAACAUUAGACCACAACUCAACUGUGAACAAAAAUUCUACUAAAAUAUUUUCUACGGUUACUGGUUUGUUCAAUUAAGAGCAACAGAAAAGAAAAAUUAUUAUUUUAAUAUGUGAAAAAUAUAUAAAAAGAUUAGUUUUGCCACUGUUUCAAACCCGUGUUCAAACCAUGUCAGAAAAACUGAAAUGACGCAUCAGCUUAAAAUCAAGGAUUUCCUGGAACUCCUCGUCAGACGUCUAGAAAGCAGGAGGACCAGUCUGCUGAGGCCUGACUGGGACAUGCCUUAGUGUAUAAUCAUUUAGUAAAUACUACAUUAAGUUUGGAGCUGCUCUGUAUCCUAAACAACGCUUGUUCUCCCAUGUUAACACCUUAUGUCUAUCUGUGUUGUGAUACACUGGAGCACACAUAUGAGAAAAUAAUAGCACUCUAAACUUCUAAAUAGUAUAGCUUUAACCAAAGUUGUGUUGUGAAAGACGAGGAGUAGAAACUGUUGUUUCAGUUUGUACUUUUGUUACUCAUGCAUGAGGAAGUUUUGUAAGAUGUUGCCCAUGUGUGUCAUUCAUUUACGUCAAAGCAAUUAAAACAACACUGUGGUUAACUCUA